GCUAGCCAAAGGGAUCCGGACCGCAUUUCCCACAGUGCUAAUGACUGGGUUCCAGGACAUGUUUGCCUUUUGGCCGCUGCCGGGAAGCUGACUGUGACGUAUGUCGUCGACGGCUAUACUUGCCGCAAACAUCUUGAUCCGUGGUCGGAGCAGAUCCGCCUAACAGAGCUGCCAGAGGCAGAUCCGGAAAUCGGGCUGGGGCAGGCCUAUCGAUUUGUCUUUGGCCAAAUUUUCAUCGAGCCGUACUCAUUGCAGCAGGCUUUGGAGACUGCGCGUCGCCUGGAACAGCAGCAGCACGUGCUGUGCUGCCACGAGGCUUCCGUGCUAAAGGCACGGAAGCUUCACGAUGAAGCGGAGAGGGCAUAUCGGGACAUCGGCGCUCUCUUUGUGGACAACGAGAGCCCGUCCUUCAACGAGAGCUUCCAAAGGAAACCAGCGACAGUGGCAAGGCUCGCUGGUGGCGUCCUUUUUGACGGGAGGCCCCGUGCAUCAGACGUGUACCAGGGUGGAGAAGCCUGCAAUUGCGGUUUCAUGGCUGCCCUGGCAGCGGUGGCCGACCACAGCGAGGGCUUUCUGGUCCGCCGCUUGCUGGAGGAGCAUUCGGAGCUGAAUUCCUAUGGCUGCUACCAGGUCUCGCUCUUCCUGGGCACGGGCGGCCGGAAGCUGGAGCACUACCGGCGCAAGCACCCCAGCGUCGCGGAGGCGCCAAAGGAGGUCUUCUCCUCCAACACGCGGAACUCCGUGAAGAGCUUCGAGAAGGGCUCCUGGCGCCGGGUGGUGGUGGACGACCUGGUGCCUGUGAACAAGAAAGCCCGGCCUCGCGCCUGCAAUCCCAAAGGCAAGGCCCUGUGGCCCUGCAUCAUUGAGAAGGCCUUCGCUAAGGCCUGCGGCUCCUACCAGAACGCGGACUUCGUUGACCUCACUGAGGCUUUGGUGAUCCUCACGGGGCAGAGCACCGUGCGCGUGGACCUGGCAAGGCUGAAGGAGAAGGAUCAGAACCAGCUCUGGCUGGACCUAAGCCGCUACAAGGAGAUGGGCACCUUGGUGACUGCUGGCAUUCUGGACCAGGGCCAGCGCGUGCUGCCCAACGGCCUGGUGACCCUGCACGCCUACAGCUUUUUGGACCUCUUUUGCUUUCUGGACGUGAGCACGGGGCGGCGGGAACAGCUUGUGAAGCUGCGGAAUCCCUGGGGGCAGAAGUGCUGGAGGGGGGACUUCGGCCCCUUGGACGCGCGGUGGGCGACGGAGUUGUUCGAGAGGAUCCACGAGGACCAGGGGGUCUUUUGCAUGCUCUGGCGAGACUUCCUUGCCAACUUCACCAAGAUCCACGCCUGCCACGUGGGCGACGGUCGUGACGCGAAGGAAGCAAGGGACGGCCAGUGAGGGUGGCUUGGCCCAAGCCGGUGAGCAUCAGACACUGGACCUUUUCAACCUCAAAAUUCAAUGGGUUUUGGGCGCUGCUCGCCUGCUGUGCCUGGCUUUCUUCCUGAGGAUUAGCCUUUGAAAAACUCUAGGGCUGCUUGAUCCAGUGUGCCAUGAAAUGGUAUCUGAUCAAGCAUGCGCCUACGCGACUUUUUGCUUCUCAGUUUGAGAAGCCGAAUUCGCUUUUUGCCCUCUUGCGCAAGUCCUGUUGCAGGCCAUUACUGGCUGUGGGCAUGUCAUGGUGAGCAUUCUGAGUUGACGAG
Effrenium voratum is the source of this 1685-nucleotide messenger RNA. The record is from the annotation of a GenBank genome assembly. NCBI's taxonomy places the organism in Eukaryota, Dinophyceae, Suessiales, Symbiodiniaceae.